This is a messenger RNA of Laetiporus sulphureus 93-53, 2978 nucleotides long. RefSeq lists its product as uncharacterized. The record is from RefSeq and is a predicted model, not a curated record. The coding region runs from base 131 to 2812 and encodes 893 amino acids. Gene Ontology annotation, biological process: proteolysis. The transcript has 6 exons. NCBI's taxonomy places the organism in Eukaryota, Fungi, Basidiomycota, Agaricomycetes, Polyporales, Laetiporaceae. Gene Ontology annotation, molecular function: cysteine-type endopeptidase activity.
CCACAUACGGUCGGAACAAUAGAUUAUCUGCAUGAUCAUCCAUCCCAGGACAUCCCUCGUGCCUUUCGCUUGCAUCGCCUGAUGCAUGCACUUUGUGAUAUAUGAAGGAAACGCUCACAAAACGAGCAUCAUGCAGCCCUACGCCCACGAGCCUAAUUUCCCAGUCACUAGUCCCUCGGGACAUCCUCACCCUCUUCCAAGUGGAAUCCCGGACACCACUUCGGUCCCUCUCGCAUCCUCAUCAUCCAUAUCUUCAUCGUCUGUCACAUGCUCUCCAUUUUUCAGUCGCAAAAGAGGGGUGCAGGCAGCCGCGAAACGCCGAGAUGCAUUUCUUGCACGGCUGAGACGUGCAAAAGCCAUUGUAUCUAAGUUGUUUCAUCGCUUGUUACCGAAACCACCAGCGAAACCGUCCGCGAAAGAGGCUCAGAUAGGCAAAGAGCCUGUAUCCCCUACCGUCCCACAGUCGGACUCGGGCGUGGAUCAUUUUCCAGUCGAAAACAGUUCCACGGUACCCAGCUCGAAUACACUUACCGAUACUUCAUACCAACCUACGUCGACGCAGACAAAUGUAGAUCUGCUGGAAUCGAAAGAGGCUCAGAUAGGCAAAGAGACUGUAUCCCCUACCGUCUCACAGUCGGACUCGGGCGUGGACCAUUCUCCUGUCGAGAAAAGCCCCACAGUAUCCGGCCCGAAUACACUUACAGAUACUUCAUACCAACCUACGUCGACGCAGACCAAGAACUCCGGAACGCAGACAUUCGCGUUAAUCAUCGCAAUUGAUGACUACAAAGGACGUCCCCUCCGAGGAUGCGUCAACGACGGCGAGGCUAUGUACCAGUAUUUGCGUACCAAACUGUCCGUCCCCUCCUCGAACACCCUAUUUUUGAAAAAUGGGCAGGCAACUGCAGGUGCCAUAGAACGUGGGUUUCGAGAGCACCUCAUCAUGAAUCCACGCAUUCAAACCGAUGACCUCAUCCUCUUUUUCUUUGCUGGCCAUGGUACGAGUGAAUAUGCCCACACAGACUGGCCGGAGGAGUACCGAGGUGACAUGGAAUGUAUAUGCCCUCAAGAUAUGGAUUUCACCGCCGUUCAUGGCAUACCUUCCAUCAAGUUGAAUGCGUGGUUCGCAGAGUUGGCUAGCAGAAAAGGACAGAACGUCGUCGCGAUUUUCGAUUGCUGUCACUCGGGUAAAAUGUCUCGCAAUAUGAUCCCAUCGCCUGCACAUCGUCUCUAUUUGCCUCCUGAUCAUGCCAAACUCCCCUUCACUCUCGACUCCGAUUCACUUAAAUGGGUAUCCGAAGAAUCCUCGAGGAAAGCAGGAGCGAUCAGACCUACAUGUUUUGCAUACGAUGCAUUAGCAUCACACAUCCUUCUUAGUGCCUGCAAGCAGGAUGAACUGGCACAAGAGACAAUGGUGGAGGAUGCAUCAGGUUAUGAGGGUCGUAACAUACCUGCGGAAAGAGCGGUCGAAAUACCUAAGACAAAAGCACUACCACAGGAAGCAUUGGAUAAGCCACGUUCUAUCUACCGCGGUCAUUUUAGCAAGGUCCUCAUCGACAAACUAUGCAGCAUUCAGCCAGGCAGUCCAUCAGAGAGCACUUAUCGGGAGUUGAUUGACACUUUGCAUCCACUAUCGGGCAGCCAGCAUCCACAAUGCGGGGGAGCCAAUCAGCACCGCAUUGUGUGGAGCGUAUUCUCACGAGACGAUGCCACUUGCGGUUAUGACAUCGAGGUCGCUCCCGAGGCAGACCAGUUGAUUGUGGCUGCAGGAAAGAUUGUUGGCGUCAGGGAAGGCAUGAAGUUCGAUAUCGAUCCAGGAGACGGCUCAAAGGCCUUGCAAGGUUUCAAGAUCACCGAAGUCAGGCAGCUGCAGUCCGUAUCCGACGCUUGCGCGUCCGCUCAAUAUUCGAUGGAUUACAUUCGAGACAAGGUCACUAGAAGGGCUCGAGCGGUGUUCAUAGCAUGGAAGCUCACACGAUUGAAUGUAUUCUGUGAAAAGCAAGCCGAGGAAAUUCUAGGGGAAGAUCAAGCAUUCUUGCGCGAGCAAACCAUCUCCUUGAUGAAAAAAUCAGCGGCCGAUAUCGGUAUCGACUACGAUACGGGAAGCAAGCGGUGGAUUUUGGAACGACUGGCUCCCCGUAUGAGCAAAUACGCAAAGCAAAAAACUCCUUUCAACGCCGCAGCCGGGGAGCUAUGGAAGAUUUGCCGAAGUAUUGCCCGGUUCAACCAUCACUUGUUGCCGUCGAUUACACCGCUUUCGAAUAUUACGCUCGAGCUGCAUCACCUGAAGCGAGUAGACGGUCCAUUCGGAACCUACUUCGACUCAGAAAGGAAGAUUGAACUCGAUCGUCGACAUGAAGAGCAAGUAUUGGGGGAAUUCGUCGUGUAUGAAGAUGAAUUCUCAUCGGACGAGUCAUACUACGGAGUCAACAUCACAAAUAACACGAAUUACGACCUUUUCCCGUAUUUAUUCUAUUUCGAUCCAAACGAUUACUCUAUCACACAAUUCUAUCUUUCCGAGGAAAAAAUGGACCCCCCGCUCAAGAGGCACAGUUCGUUCCAAAUCGGCUACGGAAAGCGGUGGACGUCGCGCGAUGCCAUUCAACUCACGUUGACAGAUGGCAUGUCGGAAUCCGCGUUCUUGAAGCUGUACGUUUCGACAGUAUGGGUAAAAAUGGAUGAUCUUCCACAGCAUUCGCCUCUAUCCUCGAUCGGGCGCGGUGCACAGGUAGUCAAGCUGCCGGUUGAGGAGAUGUGGGGUGCCUGCAGUUAUGUUCUCACUACGUGUCAGAACAAACUGGCAAAAUUAUGAGAGAACCGCUGAAGAUUGGGUCCAUUAUUGUGGUGCAGACACUUCCAGUGUUCAAGCGCGGUUGGUUGAAGAUCUUGACUGCUGCUGUGUGUAAUGAUAUGCGAAGGAACGAUGCAGCACUGGCUCGAAAGAAAUAUUUCUCCACAAUCGAUUUGCAGUCCAGUUG